Messenger RNA from Sardina pilchardus (European sardine), 2691 nucleotides. It is a transcript of the gene ngly1, whose product is annotated as N-glycanase 1. NCBI's taxonomy places the organism in Eukaryota, Metazoa, Chordata, Actinopteri, Clupeiformes, Clupeidae. Gene Ontology annotation, cellular component: cytosol; nucleus; cytoplasm. The record is from RefSeq and is a predicted model, not a curated record. Gene Ontology annotation, molecular function: peptide-N4-(N-acetyl-beta-glucosaminyl)asparagine amidase activity. The coding region runs from base 35 to 1960 and encodes 641 amino acids. The transcript has 12 exons. Gene Ontology annotation, biological process: protein quality control for misfolded or incompletely synthesized proteins; glycoprotein catabolic process; protein deglycosylation.
UCUAGCCGGAGCACUUCUUGAGACGACCAAGAUCAUGGCAGGCGCUGGAGUCAGUUCACUCUGCGAAAACCCCAACGAAGUCUUUCUAGAUGUUUCGAAAAUAUUGCUUACUUACGCAGACAACAUCCUUAGGAACCCAAAUGAAAACAAAUACAAAUCAAUCCGAAUCGGCAAUCCAACAUUCUCCACCAAACUUCUCCCUGUUCGCGGAGCCGUGGAAUGUCUCUUUGAGAUGGGGUUUGAGGAGGCGGAGACACACCUGGUGUUCCCGGAGACGGCGUCUGUGGAGCAGCUGCGCAGGGUGAGGGAGAUCAUCGCCGGCGAGCGGAGCCGGAGGAUGGGGGCGGGAGCGGGAGCGCCCCCUGCAGGAAGAGCCGCGGAGCAGACGUCCGUCAGGCCUCCCGUCAGGGCUCCCGCCGCUGGAGCCGCCGCCGCUACCGCUGCCGUCCGGUCCCAGCCGCCACCUCCCGCCGCCUCAGCACACAGCUCCUCCCCUGCGAGCAGCAUGGCGUUCUUCCGCACGCUGCAGUCCAACUUCCAGCACGUGCUGCUGUAUGAGACGCCGGCGCUGCAGGACAAGGCCCUCCACUGCAUCCCCCACACACAGCUCCGCACCAGAGCCCAGCAGCGCCUGCAGCAGGCCCAGAGCGCAGACUCCGAGUGCUCUCUGCGUGAAGAGGACCUGCUGGUGCUUGAGUUGCUGCAGUGGUUUAAGGGCGAGUUCUUCUCCUGGGUGGACAGCCUGGCCUGCUCGCGCUGCGGGGGCAAGACCCAAUCAGCUGGCUCGCUGCCGCCCUCCGAAGACGACCUCCGCUGGGAUGGCGGCCGCGUUGAGAAUCACUUCUGCAAAGUCUGCCAGCUCUCCACCAGAUUCCCCAGGUACAACAACCCUGAGAAGCUGCUGGAGACCAGGAGGGGGCGCUGUGGCGAGUGGGCCAACUGCUUCACGCUCUGCUGCAGGGCCCUGGGGCUGGAGGCGCGCUACGUCUGGGACAGCACAGAUCACGUGUGGACGGAGGUGUACUCGGAGUCUCAGGAGCGCUGGCUGCACUGUGACGCGUGUGAGAACGCGUGCGAUAAGCCGCUGCUCUACGAGGUGGGCUGGGGCAAGAAGCUCUCCUACAUCCUGGCCUUCUCCAAGGACCAGGUGGUGGACGUGACGUGGCGGUACUCGUGUGAGCACGCUGAGGUCCGGGCCAGACGGACGCAGGUCCACGAGAAGUGGCUGCUGCACACGCUCAACGCCCUCAACACCACGCGUCAGCAGCCCUUGAGCGGUGAGCGGCGGCAGGUGUUGCUAGAGCGCCUCCUAGUGGAGCUGGUGGAGUUCAUCUCCCCGAAGACGCCGCGGGCAGGAGACCUGGGGGGCCGUGUGUCGGGGUCGCUCGCCUGGAGGGCCGCGCGCGGAGAAACGGGGACGGCAGCACCUGCUCAGGAGGCCGCAGGGUUUGUGUUUGUUCCCACGGAGACGGAGAAGAGUGAGCGAGUGUUCCGCCUCAGCUACAACGUGGUGACGGACAGCUACACGCGUGCCGGGGAGGUCAUCAGGGGGUGGGACACAGCAGCGUGGAGGAGAGAGGCCGUCUUCAGGAAGGAGGAGACCGACUGGAACAAGGUGUACCUGGCUCGGACGGAGGGCUCCAGCGUUGGACGCGUCAGCUGGCGGCUGGACUGUGCGGCUGCGGGGAUGCGGAUCCGGACGGCUACCGUGACGACCCACACGCAGACGUUUGAGUCCGGACGCGCCCGCUGCAGUGUGUGCUCUGGACAGAACAGCACCGACCUCCCUGGAGAUGGCGAGGCCCAUACGUUUCCCGGCCUCGCGGGCGCCACAGAAAUGGUGGUCACGGUGGAUCUGGAUGGAGGGUCGUCAUGGCAACAUGCUCAGCUGUUCAGGCAGGGUCUGGAGGAGACGGACAAAUCCUCGCUGCAGAUCGUCGUGGAGAUGGAGGAUGCCUGAGUGAGAAGGGGCGGCGAACAGCUCAAUCACGCACAGCGCUUGCAGAGAACGGGAGAUCCGGGGAGAACUCGUGCGGUGCUGGAAGUGUUUGCAGAGCAGAUCUCAGGUCAGCUGAUCGCUGCAGAAGAGAGUGGCAGGCAAGCGACUCCAAGUGUAACUAUAUGAAUAUGUUUUACAUUAUACUGUCAACGCCUCAUGGCUAAUCUGAUAAACAGCUGAGAAAGUGCUCCUUAGAGAACAUGGCAAAGGCAUUUUUACCUGCAUCAUUGUUUAUUAUUAUUAUUAUUAUUAUUAUUAUUAUUACUGGUGGUUUUGUAGGGAAAGGAAAUCUGAAAUCUGUAAUGUUUGAUGGACUGUACUGGAAUACUGUUAGUCAUUGAAUGCAAUACAAUUAAGAAUGCAAAUAUCAGUGGGUGAGUGCAGUAAACGUAUGCCUUGUUUUUGUCUGUGUUAAAUAUCUUCCUGUGUGUUGUAUUGUUGUUGGAAAUGUUAAUCGUUCCACAUACAUUUGUUUUAACACUUAAUGCUACCUGGAUGCUAAUACUAUUCGAUUCUGGCUUGAUUGCAUCUCUGAGAUUAAACAUGUUGUUUGUAAAUAAAUAGCCAAAUUGUAAAUAGUUGUGACUAAUGGAAAUUUCCAUUUGUUCUCUAUAUUAAAUUACGAUAAACAAAUGCUUUUCUACCUCUAUGAAGUUGUCACAACACAUUAAAACCUUACACUACUUUUCAAA